AUGGCGCGAGGGGGCGCUGUUGUGUGGCGCCCCGGCGUCGCGCUUUGGGGCAACCUCUUGCGGUCGCCGUUUGCUCCCUGUCAAGAUCAGCCGGAGAAAAAGGCCUUCGUCGUGAAGGUGGUUGGCAGGACUGGCUCCCGUGGGCAGGUUACCCAGGUUCGUGUUCGCUUGUUGGAUGAGUCUGAGAAGAACCGUCACAUCAUGAGAAAUGUGAAGGGACCUGUCCGGGAAGGCGACAUCCUCACGCUGCUGGAGUCUGAGCGAGAAGCAAGGAGGCUUCGCUGA
Messenger RNA from Ostreobium quekettii, 285 nucleotides. The record is from the annotation of a GenBank genome assembly. Lineage: Eukaryota; Viridiplantae; Chlorophyta; Ulvophyceae; Bryopsidales; Ostreobiaceae.